AUGGCGGGAAGGAUUGAGAGAUAUACAGAUCAUGACGGUAAUAGUAGUGAUGGAAGUGACUUUCAAGCCAAAGCCUCCUCUCUACUCAAUUCUCGUAAAUUCGACUUAAACGAAGAAGCAACAGGCACCGAAGAAGCCGAUUCCAGCAUCAAUAAUGGUGUUCUACAUGAUGAGGAUCUUAAGGAGAAAAAUGUGGAAGAGAAAGUAUUAUACAGUGGUACUAAGAGUACUAGUUCAGUGAGGCCGUACGUCCGAUCAAAGAUGCCGCGGCUUCGCUGGACUCCUGAUCUCCAUCUAGCCUUUGUUCAUGCCGUUGAAAGGCUCGGCGGACAAGAAAGAGCAACACCAAAGUUAGUUCAACAGCUGAUGGAUGUGAAAGGGCUUAGCAUUGCUCAUGUAAAGAGUCAUUUGCAGAUGUAUCGAAGUAAGAAGCUUGAUGAAUCUGGACAAGGAAACUUUGCAAUGGAAUGCCGAAGCCACUUUUUCCCACCAACAUUAUCCAAACAUCCAUGUGACUCCAAUGCCAAUCCUUCAAGAUACCAUCCUCCAUGGUCAUCAAGUCCUCUAUGGAGCAAAGGUUUUGGUAUAGACAAAGGCGACCACGUAAUUGACACAGUAAAUAUCCUCCAAAAGGGGAUCAACAAAAGAACAAGCUCACAAAUAUUUGAUUUAAGGGACGCAAUUAUAACAAGAACGGUACCACCACUUAGACCCAGCCAAUUUCUUGAGGAGAAGAAGUGGCCUCCUCGAGAGAAUAUCAUUGGAAAUCAUAGGAUCACAAGCAGAAGAACUUCUCAGCUCAUGAAUUUUUCACGUGGCCAUAACAAUGUUAAUGCACAUGAUCAUGUUGACAUGUUUGCACAAACCAAGGCCAAUAUUACCAGUACCAAUUACCCUUUUCAGCUCAAUACAUGUACCGAUCCAUUUUUGGCAUCCUUGUCUCAACUUGAGGUUCACGGGAUAAGAGCAAAGCAGUGCACAAACAGCGAAGUAAAGCAUGAAGCACAAGAGAGUUUGAAGGAAAAGAAAUGGCUUCCAGAUUUACAGCUAAGUUUGGGUCACAUUAAUUGUGACGGUGUCACAGAGAUAAAUGAUAGUCAAGAAAACAAAGCUGCAGAAACUGAGACAAUGCUUUCUCUGUCUUUGUCUACAACAUCAUCAAGACAACAAGAUGUAGAAUGUUGUAGUGAUAAACGUCGUAAAGAGACUAAUAUGUCGUCCCAAAAUGAAAAAUGGGAUUUUCAUACGAUUAAAGUUAGUUGCAGUGGUAGUGGGGGGGCCACAUAUCGGCCAAGUACUUUAGGAUCUGGUGACCAUGGUAAUUAG
Molecule: messenger RNA, 1326 nt
Organism: Morus notabilis
Lineage: Eukaryota; Viridiplantae; Streptophyta; Magnoliopsida; Rosales; Moraceae
Exons: 6
Coding region: 1-1326 (441 amino acids)
Molecular function (GO): DNA binding; DNA-binding transcription factor activity
Source: RefSeq, a predicted model, not a curated record